Arachis stenosperma is the source of this 1407-nucleotide messenger RNA. RefSeq lists its product as uncharacterized. The record is from RefSeq and is a predicted model, not a curated record. Gene Ontology annotation, molecular function: nucleic acid binding; zinc ion binding. The transcript has 3 exons. Lineage: Eukaryota; Viridiplantae; Streptophyta; Magnoliopsida; Fabales; Fabaceae. The coding region runs from base 1 to 1407 and encodes 468 amino acids.
AUGAGGCAGGAGGGGGAUCCUGGGGAGCUUGCUGGUUUUGGCGCCAGAGAUGCGGAAGGGUCUGCAGGUCUAACAGAGUUUCAGGCCGAAUACAGGAGGGUCUGGCUGGCGAAGCAGAAGGCCAUUGCCUACAUCUAUAGUGAUUGGGAUGAGUCGUAUAACGAGCUCCUUAGGUGGGUAUUAGGAGUUCAGUUGACGAUGCUUGGUACGGUUGCAGUCCUUAGGACGAUCACAGUUCAAGUUGGGGGACAGGUGGAUGAGUCGCAAGCUUAUUUUCACCGACUGUUCUUGACGUUUCCACUAUUUAUCAAGGCAUUCCGUCGUUGCAAGCCGUUGGUCAGUAUUGCUGGCACCCAUCUGUAUGACAAGUAUGGCAGAACGUUGCUCGUCGCGAUAGCACAGGACAGGAACUCCAACAUUCUGCCUGUUGCAUUCGCCCUGGUUGAGGGUGAGAAUGCCGAUUCCUGGUCCUUCUUUCUCUCCCACCUGCGUCAGCACGUGACCCCGCAGCCGGGACUGUUGGUUAUAUCAAACAGGCAUAACGGCAUCAAGGCCGCCCUUGAGGCUCCUGACGGAGGAUGGCUACCUCCAGCUGCCUACCGCGCAUUCUGGAUUCGACAUGUGGCAAAAAAUUUCGCCCUGACCUUCAAGGGCAAGGACGCAAGGAAGCUACUUGUGAAUGCAGCAUAUGCUAAGACCGAGGUAGAGUUCGACUACUGGUUUGAUAUUAUGCGGUCUGAAGACCUGGCAUGGGGUCAAGAAUCUCCCGGGUGCUCACUGGUCAAGGCAACUUACGACAGGUUGGCCGAACUAUUCGUCCGCAAGGGGAGAGAGGCUGAGGCCCAACUCGGCACCGGACAACAGUUCAGUCAACACCUUGUGAAGUGUAUCGAGGCCAAUCUGAAGACGGCGAGGUACUUUACGGUGACUUUGUACGACAGAGAUAACUCAGAGUACACCGUCACGGAGACAACUCCUAUUGAUAUGUUUUCAUUGGGUACCUACAGGGUCUCACUUGCAAGUCAGACAUGUGAUUGCGGAUACUUUCAGGCACUUCAUUUCCCAUGUCCUCACGUCCUGGCGUGUUGUGCCUAUUCACGGCUUACUUGGCGGCCAUAUGUACACCAGGUGUAUCGUCUUAGCUCGGUAUUUAGUGUGUAUCGGAUGGGGUUCACACCUCUCAUCCCCGAGGGUUUCUGGCCACCAUACGAUGGGCCGACAGUGAUCCCAGGCCCGAACAACAGGCGUGUGAGGGAGGGACGUCCCAGGUCCACUAGGAUACGAACCACUAUGGAUGAGGCAAAUCCGAACAGGGCGAAGAGAUGUGGCCUAUGUCGGCAGCCUGGGCAUACACGUCAGGAUUGUCCACAGCUUGGAGGACCAAGCCAUACAGGACCACAUGAUUAG